AUGAGCUCCACUACUGUACUCCACAAGACAGAUGUCGACCAAGAAGCCGCGAGUUUAACAAGGCAUUUGUUGAACAGCCAGAGCCCAGGUCUUGACGCAGGUUUCAAUACACCGAGUGUCUACGAUACAGCCUGGCUAGCGCUAGUCAAAAAGCGAAAUGCCAACGGAGAGCACCAAUGGCUUUUCUCAGAUUGCUUUCAAUACAUCCUCGACACGCAGCUAGCCGAUGGUGGUUGGCAGUCUUACUCUCAGGUGGACGGCAUUCUCAACACUGCGGCCUCGCUGCUGGCCCUCCGCCGCCAUGCCUCUGAACCGCUACAAAUCGCGAUCGUGCAGGCUGGAGAUGUGCAUGCUCGGGUGGAACGAGCAACGGCUGCCUUGCAGGUCAUGUUGAAUGCCUGGGAGGUGGCAGAGACGGCCGAGGAGAACACGCAUGUUGGCUACGAAGUUAUAGUACCAACGUUGCUGCGUCUUUUAAAAGAUGAAGGGAUUUCGUUCGAAUUCCAGGGUGAAGCUGCCCUAACUGAGAUAUACAGGGCGAGACUUUUGGCUUGCAAUCCAGAAGAUCUUUAUGGACAGACGAAAAUCACAGCCAUUCACUACCUCGAAGCAUUUCUGGGCCAAAUCGACUACAGCAAAAUUGCACACCACAAGGUCAAUGGUGCUUUCAUGUGGUCACCUUCUUCUACGGCGGCAUACCUGAUUGGUUUAUCGGAUGCAGCGUGGGAUGAUGAGGCAGAAGGUUAUUUGGUCAAGGUUUUGACAAGGACGGGUGGGAGAAGUGUUCCCAAUGCAUUCCCCUCCAUAAACUUUGAACUUUUAUGGGUACUGUCGGCUUUGACACAUGCAGGGUUUUCGGCUGAGCAGCUAGGCUCAUCGGCCACAGAGGUCGCUCAUGUGCUGGACCGAGCGUUUGAGGCAGGAAGCGACGCAGUUGGGUUUGGCAGAGGAAUGCUAAUCAAACUCGGCCCUGCAGUGCCCAACAUCAUGGUCGACGCCGACGAAACGGCCAAAAUGCUCAGCUUGAUAAACAGGUUCGGGAUUGCCAAAUCUGCCGCAAAUUUGGUACAAGAUUAUGAGACAGGCAGUCACCGGGAUACCAGUUUCAGCGCCAAUUGCAACAUUCUCCUCGCGCUGCUGCACCAGCCCAAUGCGGUCGAAUAUAUCGACCAAAUUGCCAAAUUACUCGAGGUUAUAUGCACCUUCUGGUGGAAGAGUAAUUGGCCGAUGCAAGACAAAAGGAACCUUUCUCCCUAUUAUCCCUGCAUGCUCGUUGUACAAACACUUGUUGACCUGAUCAAAUUGGUGGAAAGCAACAAACUCCCCGAAUCUCUGGUAUCAGACACCAUGAUCAAGACUAAAAUAUCGUUGGCUAUAUUUCAUGCAGCCAUUCGCACGCUCGAGGCGCAGGACGGCGAGGGCUCUUGGAACCAGUCAGUGGAAGAGACGGCUUACGCUGUCAUUCUAAUUUCGAUGGCAGCCCAAGUCACCAUGUUUGACCCAAUCCGGCAACGGCUCGUCGAUGCGGUGCGAACUGGCGAAAAUUGGCUUCAACAAAAUCAAUCCAAAGCCUCACCGGAGGGCGAACACCUUUGGAUUGGAAAGGUCACCUACGGAAGCUCUCUUUUAACUGGAGCCUUCCGCCUCGCCGCCCUUAAGUGCGCGUCUCUCCUAGCCGCAAAAAGCACCAUAGGAAAUUGCCUGGACAACGCCGAUUCUUGGCCCGAAUCGAAAGGCUAUAUCAAAGUAUAUAGCCGCACGCCAUUGUUUUGCAAAAUUCCAGAACCAAAGCUUUUCACCGCUGUUCUUGAAAGCUCGCUUUUUUUAAAAGUGUUGAGGGAGCGAAAAUACGAUAUAUUCUCGCGGGAAGGCGUGUCCAAAGAUAAAUACUUUACCUUGGUACCUUUCACAUGGACAGGCUCCUGCAUGCUUAAUGGCCUGCAGCCGUCGGCUGAAUGGUAUUGGGAAAUGACCAAGGUUGGUGUGUUGGGCUUCCAAACGGACGAAUUCUUCGAGGGGAUCUUGCGGCCUGAAGACCUGGACCUCUUCAGGCGGUACGUACGAUACCUCGUCCCAAUCGAGUUUGAUGAUUCGCAUUUCGAGCCCGACAAGGUCCCAGGCAUCGACCGCCUCAAGCCAAUGGCAAUUUACACAGACUAUAUUAUGAACCAUUGGGCCGUCCAAAGGGCUACUCCCGCCGACAGACUCGAUAUGGCACGUGAGCUGCGAGCAUACCUCUUCUCGCAGAUCCACCAGACGGGGCUUAACAUCCAGAUAGCCCGACAAGGUGACGCAUUCAAGCAUCCUCAGAGCUAUUUCAUGUGGGCACGCAUUGUCGGCACCGAGCACAUUGCCUCGCCCAUCUACUUUUCCUUCAUGGCGUGCAUGAUCCCACAAUCCGUGCUGCCCUCGCUGGCUGGCUCGGACAUCCUACCCACCAUGGAGGAAAAGUACUACGGCGAGGCGGUCAGCAAGCACUCUGGCGCCAUGUGCCGCAUGUAUAAUGAUAUGGGCUCUAUUCCGCGCGACACCGCCGAAAAGAAUCUCAAUUCGGUCCAUUUCCCCGAGUUCGCCAAGACAGUCGCUGAAAACAAAAAGCAGGCGCUGUGGGAUAUUGCCCAGUUCGAAAGGGAGGCUUUCGAAGAUGCCCUCGCGAGACUGUUCCGUGCCACAAGGAAGCGUAUGGCUGGCAUGGGGGAGAAAGAGAAAAAGGUGACCGAGAUAAGGAUGAAGUAUUGGCGCAUGUAUUGUGACAUUACGGAUUUGUAUGGACAAAUCUGGGUGUUGCGGGAUUUCUCGGCUCCUGUUUUCCAGCCUGCGCGUUGA
Pyricularia grisea is the source of this 2826-nucleotide messenger RNA. RefSeq lists its product as uncharacterized. Gene Ontology annotation, molecular function: terpene synthase activity; magnesium ion binding. Gene Ontology annotation, biological process: diterpenoid biosynthetic process. Lineage: Eukaryota; Fungi; Ascomycota; Sordariomycetes; Magnaporthales; Pyriculariaceae. The transcript has 4 exons. The coding region runs from base 1 to 2826 and encodes 941 amino acids. The record is from RefSeq and is a predicted model, not a curated record.